Castor canadensis (American beaver) is the source of this 2106-nucleotide messenger RNA. The record is from RefSeq and is a predicted model, not a curated record. NCBI's taxonomy places the organism in Eukaryota, Metazoa, Chordata, Mammalia, Rodentia, Castoridae.
AGUGGCCUUUGAGGACGUGUCUGUGAAUUUUACCCAGGAGGAGUGGGCUCUGCUGUACCCUUCCCAGAAGAGACUCUACCGAGAUGUCAUGCGGGAAACCUUCAGGAACCUGACCUCUGUAGGAAAUAAAUGGGAAGACCAGAACAUUACAGAUCAGCACAAAAUUCAGGGAACAGAUCUAAGAAGUUAUAUGAUACAGAGGUUUGGUGAAAAUAAAGAAGGUGGUCAGUGUGGAGAUACCGUCAACCAGAUGCCUGGACUCAGUGUGACCAAGAGAACUACUGGAGUGAAACCAUAUGAAUGUAGUGUGUGUGGAAAAGUCUUCAUGCUUCAUUCAUCCCUUACUAGGCACAUCAAAUCUCACCCUGGACAUGAACUUGAUGGGUUUAAGUAUGGAGAGAAGCCAUAUAAAUGUAAGGAAUGUGGGAGCACCUUCAGUUACCUCAAAUCCUUUCAGAGACAUGAAAGGACUCACACUGGGGAAAACCCCUAUAAGUGUAAACAGUGUGGGAAGACCUUCAUCUAUCACCAGCCCUUUCAAACACAUGAACGGACACACACCGGAGAGAAACCUUAUCAGUGUAAGCAUUGUGGUAAAGCUCUCAGUUCUCCCAGUUCUCUUCGAAUUCAUGAAAGGAUUCACACUGGAGAGAAGCCCUAUGAGUGUAAGAAAUGUGGAAAAGCUUUCAGUUGUCCCAGUUCUAUUCAAAUCCAUGAAAGAACGCACACUGGAGAGAAACCCUAUAAAUGUAAGGAGUGUGGAAAGGCCUUCAUUUCCCGCACAAGUGUUCAGACACACAUGGUAACACACAAUGGAGAGAGACCUUACAAAUGUAAGGAAUGUGGGAAGGCGUUCAUUCGUCCCAGUUUCCUGCGAGUACAUGAACGAAUUCAUACUGGAGAGAAACCCUAUGAAUGUAAACAGUGCGGUAAAGCCUUUAGAUGCUCCACUUCCGUUCAAAUUCAUGAAAGAACUCACACUGGUGAGAAACCCUAUAAAUGUAAGGAGUGUGGGAAAGCCUUCAGUGCUCGACCAGCCUUUCGGGUACACACAAGAGUGCACACUGGAGAGAAACCCUAUAAGUGCAGAGAAUGUGGGAAAGCCUUCAGUCGUCUCAGUUACUGUCGGGUACAUGAAAGGACUCACACUGGAGAAAAACCCUAUGAAUGUAAAAAAUGUGGGAAGACUUUCAAUUACCCUCUAGACUUGCAAAUACAUGAAAGAAAUCACACUGGGGAAAAACCCUACGAAUGUAAGGAAUGUGCAAAAGCCUUCAUUUCUCUCGAAAAUUUUCGAAGACACAUGAUAACGCACACUGGGGACGGACCUUACAAAUGUAGGGAAUGUGGGAAGGCCUUCAUUUUUCUCAGUGCAUUUCGAACACAUGAAAGAACUCACACAGGAGAAAAACCAUAUGAAUGUAAACACUGUGGCAAGGCCUUUAGUUGUUCUAGUUACGUUCAGAUCCAUGAAAGAACCCACACUGGAGAGAAGCCCUAUGAGUGUAAGGAGUGCGGCAAAGCCUUCAUUUAUCCCACAAGUUUUCAGGGACACAUGAGAAUGCACACCGGAGAGAAGCCCUAUAAAUGCAAAGAAUGUGGGAAAGCCUUCAGUCUCCGCAGCUCCUUUCAAAGACAUGAAAGAACACACAGUGGAGAGAAGCUUUUUCAAUGUAAGCAAUGUGGGAAAGCCUUCACUUUGUCCACAUCCUUAAAUAAACACGUGAAAUUGCACACUAGACAGAAAUAGUGAACGUGAGGAGGUGGAGACAUUUUCAAUUUUAACACUUACUUUCAGUCAUGAAAAUUGCCAUUGUGGAGAAUUCCUAUAAAUGUAAGUAAUGUAGGAAGCUAGGUGCAAGGUAACUUGUGUAAGAUGGGCCAGAAAAAUGAAACUGUAAAAGAAACAUUAUAAAAGCUAAAUGUACAUUUUUGUCAUUGCUUCCUUCUUAAAGUGCAUCUCUAGACACUCAAUUUCCACUUCUUCUGCAGAGAAGCUUUUAAGUGGAGGUGUGGCUAAAGUAGUAGAGCACCUGCUUUGCAAGUGUGAAGCCCUGAGUUCAAACUCUAGUCCCACCAAAAUAAACAAAUAAGAAGCUUUGAAGU